This is a messenger RNA of Gavia stellata (red-throated loon), 591 nucleotides long. Its product is annotated as histone H1.10-like. Gene Ontology annotation, biological process: negative regulation of DNA recombination; chromosome condensation; nucleosome assembly. Gene Ontology annotation, cellular component: nucleosome; nucleus. The coding region runs from base 1 to 591 and encodes 196 amino acids. The record is from RefSeq and is a predicted model, not a curated record. Gene Ontology annotation, molecular function: structural constituent of chromatin; nucleosomal DNA binding; double-stranded DNA binding. Lineage: Eukaryota; Metazoa; Chordata; Aves; Gaviiformes; Gaviidae. The transcript has a single exon.
AUGUCAGAGAUUGCCCCGGCUGCAGCGCCGGCCGCCGCGGUCCCCGCCGCCAAGAAGCCGAAGAAGGCGGCGGGCGGUUCCAAAGCCCGCAAGCCGGCGGGCCCCAGCGUCACCGAGCUGAUCACCACAACUGUGUCCGCUUCUAAGGAGCGCAAGGGACUCUCUCUCGCCGCGCUCAAGAAGGCGCUGGCCGCCGGCGGCUACGAUGUGGAGAAGAACAACAGCCGUAUUAAGCUGGGGCUCAAGAGUCUCAUCAGCAAGGGCACCCUGGUGCAGACCAAAGGUAUUGGUGUGUCUGGGUCUUUCCGCCUCAGCAAGAAGCCAGGAGAAGUGAAGGAAAAAGCCCCCAGGAAGCGGGCAGCUGCAGCCAAGCCUAAGAAGCCAGCGGCCAAGAAGCCCGCCAGCGCUGCCAAGAAGCCCAAGAAGGCUGCGGCGGUGAAGAAGAGCCCCAAGAAGGCCAAGAAAGCUGCCAAGAGCCCCAAGAAGGUGACUAAGGCUGCCAAGCCUAAAAAGGCGGUGACAGCAGCGAAGAGCCCGGCCAAGCCCAAAGCAGCCAAGGUGAAGAAGGCGGCCAAGCCCAAGAGGAAGUAA